Molecule: messenger RNA, 1948 nt
Organism: Rhincodon typus (whale shark)
Lineage: Eukaryota; Metazoa; Chordata; Chondrichthyes; Orectolobiformes; Rhincodontidae
Product: striatin, calmodulin binding protein 3
Exons: 11
Coding region: 4-1323 (439 amino acids)
Cellular component (GO): dendrite
Molecular function (GO): protein phosphatase 2A binding; protein-containing complex binding; armadillo repeat domain binding
Source: RefSeq, a predicted model, not a curated record
UAUAUGUACAUUAAUGUUUAUUUAUUUAUUUUUAGGGCAAAAUAUCAUAAAUUAAAAUAUGGCACAGAGUUGAAUCAAGGUGACUUAAAGAUGCCAACAUUUGAAACAGAAGAAACCAAAGACACAGAGGUGCAACCUACACCUCAGAACAGUCAGUUGACUUGGAAGCAAGGCAGGCAGUUGCUCAGGCAGUAUUUACAAGAAGUUGGUUACACAGACACAAUUCUAGAUGUACGAUCACAAAGAGUACGAUCAUUACUAGGCCUUUCGGGUCCUGAGCAGAAUGGGUCAGUAGAGACAAAAAAUUUGGAACAGAUUCUUAAUGGGGGAGACUCACCAACUAAACAAAAAGGACAAGAAGUUAAAAGGAACUCGGGAGAUAAGCCAAGGGGAGGCCUGGCUGAAGCUGUUCUUGAAACAUUUAAUUUCCUAGAAAAUACAGAUGAUGAUAGUGAUGAUGAUGAAGAGGAAGGUGAAAUGGUGGAGGACAUCACGGACAGCAAAGAAAAGCAUAGAAUAAACAAGAAACAUAAAAUCGGUAAUGAGGGAUUAGCUACUGACUUGCCUGAUGAUACUGAAGAAGCUUUGAAAGAGUUUGAUUUUUUAGUGACAGCUGAAGAUGGAGAAGGAGCUGGGGAAGCUAGGAGCUCUGGGGAUGGAACAGAAUGGGACAAAGAUGACUUCUCCACAUCUUCGGAGGUUUGGGCUGUAGACAAGGGACUAAUAAGUAAACUGAAGGAACAAUACAAGAAGGAGCGGAAGGGCAAGAAAGGGGUCAAGAGUGGUGUGAUACAUACCAGACAACAUGGAAGAGCCUCCAUAGAGGAUUGUAAUUACUGUGGGGUAAACAGGUCAAAGCUUCAGGAUAUGAUUGCAGAUCUCAGAGACGAUGAGCUGCCCCACAUGCCAUCUGGAACCAUGAUUCAGUCCAGGCCAACUUCUUCCAGACUGGCUGAUCAUGACAGUUCAAGAACAGAAGAAGCUGAGCCGCUGGCUUUUCCCUCUGGAACCGGCAAAUCAUUUAUUAUGGGUCCUGAUGAUGUGCUGGAAAGUGUCUUGGGCCUUGGUGACCUCGCAGACUUGACAGUAGCAAAUGAUGCAGACUUCAGUUAUGAUUUACCUGCUAAUAAGGAUGCAUAUAGGAAGACAUGGAACCCCAAGUACACACUACGGAGUCACUUUGAUGGAGUCCGUGCAUUAGUUUUUCAUCCUGUAGAGCCUGUGCUGGUUACAGCCUCUGAAGACCACACCCUUAAGCUUUGGAAUCUCCAGAAAACUGUCCCUGCCAAAAAUUUUUUUUUCUGGCAUCUGCAUUCUGAUUAAUUUUCAAGCGUUAAAAUGGGGUCACAGUGGAAAACAGUUCAGAGAGCGUUACUGCACAAUGCCAGCAGUGUUGGGUCUGCCAGUCCAGAGUAAUAAAAAAACUCAGAAGAAAUUCUCCUGAAUUAUCUUUCCACUGUCGUUGAUUUUCUUGCAUUUGACCAAGCCUUGAAUAGUGUAAUUUUAUACAUAUGUGAAAUGUGGUGCCACCAAAGUGGACGUGUUAGAGAAAGUGGUGAACAGGCUGAAGUAUUGACAAAAAUUCAUGCAUGACGAAUUAACUGUGGGAGUCUGUGGGUUUGUCGUAAUCAUUAAUAACAUAUCCUCAGAGCUUGUGCCAGUGAAAUCAGGACAGGCAAGGAAAGAGUUAAAUGGGCAAGAUGGAAACUAGAAACAGAGUCGAUGAAAUUUUCCAGUUUUUCGCAAGAGUAUCCUCAAUGUACCAGAAAAAGGAAUGAGGGAGGGAUCCUGAAUAGGACUGGAAUAAUGGAUGUUUCACAUAUCCCAUAAAAAGACAGGCAUAACUCGGGCUCGUGAAUACGCACAGCAAGACGUUUUACUCAGGCAAGGUCAGUUACUUGAAACAUUAAUUCUGUUUUUCUCCACAGAUGCUGCCUAACUACUUGAG